Lucilia sericata (common green bottle fly) is the source of this 1884-nucleotide messenger RNA. RefSeq names its product zinc finger protein 846-like. The record is from RefSeq and is a predicted model, not a curated record. Gene Ontology annotation, molecular function: RNA polymerase II cis-regulatory region sequence-specific DNA binding; zinc ion binding; DNA-binding transcription factor activity, RNA polymerase II-specific. Gene Ontology annotation, biological process: regulation of transcription by RNA polymerase II. Gene Ontology annotation, cellular component: nucleus. Bases 108 to 1397 code for a protein of 429 amino acids. The transcript is spliced from 5 exons. Lineage: Eukaryota; Metazoa; Arthropoda; Insecta; Diptera; Calliphoridae.
UUUAUGUCGCCUUUGUGGUAUCAUUUUACUUUAAUUUGAACUGUGUCACAAACAUUUUAUGCUAUGUUUCUUUGCUGCUACUACAUUAAUUUAACUGUAAUGCCAGAAUGAAUUACCCCAAGAAUACAGAGAACAUCUGUCGGAUUUGUUUGGAUGAAAAUGUUGUUUUAAACUGGAAUAAUAUGUUGUUUGAUUAUUAUGGGAUAACAUACAAAGAGUGUUACUACAAAUAUACCCAGUUGGAAUGCAAUGAUCAUGAUAUAUUUUCCUCAAUGUUAUGUCAAAAUUGUUUGAUUGGUUUACAAAAUAUCCAUACUCUUAUCUUAAGAGCUAUAGAAUCGCAUAAAUAUUUUGAAGAAACAAAUCUCAUCUAUUUAGAAAUAGAGGAAGACACCUGUCAAGAUGAAAUUGAUAUUAAAUGUAACCCAACAGAAUUUGAAACUGUAUUGAUAGACGAACAAACAAUAGAUGAUCCAAAUGAACAACAGUUAAACGAAAACUCUCAAAAAGAUUUCGAUAAAUCUCGAAGAGAUAGAAGAAAAAACCUAAAAUCUAUUGAUUCGGAAAGCACUGACGAUCAAAGCAUUGCAGCAUUAAAAAUAAAUUUGCCAAAUAAUUGUAAACGUAAGUCAAUAAAAGAAACCAGUAAACCCGAUAUAGAUAACAAUGAGAAACUAAAUUCAUCAGAUGAAAAUAAAGACAAACCAGAAGAUAGCAAAACCACUAAAUUAAAAAAUAAAAAGGAUCGUGUAAAGCAAAAAAUCAUAUGCUCCGUUUGCUCGAGAGAAUUUGCCAGUAAAUUUAUUGCAAAAAAACACGAAGUGACACAUGCUAAAAAUAGGGAACGUAAAGAAACUUGUGAAAUUUGUGGUCUUAAGCUCUAUACAAGAAAUAGUCUUCUUCAACACCUGGAAAUACAUGAUAAAAAUCGUGUAAAGACUCACAAGUGUGAGUAUUGUCCGAAAGCUUUUUAUAGAAAAGGCGGACUUAAUAUACAUCGGCGCAUACAUUUGGGACAAAUGAUAGCAUGUAAUAUAUGUUCGAAAGAGUUUUUCAGAAGUCACGAUUUAAAUCAACAUAUGGCUUCACAUUCAACUAUAUCUAUAAAUGCGCAAAUAAGGAAACGAUCAAAAUAUUAUGUACACUGUAAGGAUUGUGACAAAAAUAUACUUAGUACAAGUUAUAAAUCUCAUAAAGCUGCUCAUCUAAAAACUCCUCUAGUGAAAUGUUCCCUUUGCAAUAACGAGUAUUACAGCCGAAGCAGCUGCUGUGUUCAUUUGAAAAGAAUCCAUAAAAAACGGCAAGAAGAGUUCGAUGAUUGCAUAAUAGUGUACAAAAAGGAUCGAAUAUCACGUUUGUAUAUAGAACAAAAUGAAGACAUAGAACCUGCGGAUUAACACUAAAUAUUUUCCAUAACUUAUUACCAAUAUACAAAAUACACAUUAAUUCUAGAUAAAAAUAUUUUAAUUUAAUAUAAAGUUCGUUUAAAUGUAUUUAUAAAUUAUUUAUCCUUAUACUGCAAGUGUUUGUGUAGCCAUUUCAUGAAUGCCCUUAUUGUAUACCUACAAUCAUAGUAUAGUUAAGAAAUUAUUAAUUUGUUCAGAACCAAGAUUAAAGAAGUACUUAGUGCAAGGUUGUGUGUGUCAUCUGAAAUAAUAAAUAUCAAAUUAAAACGAUUUCCUGUGUGAACCGGCCCAGGGUGUACUGAAUACAAGGUAACAUCACUAGCUUAGCUGAUAAUUUGUUUUCAAUUUUUUAUACAUAGACUUGUAUACAGGCUUAAUCCGCACGCUUGUCAAAAUUCAUAUGAAAAAAAUUGACAAUCGUGCGUUUGCUUUCAAGUGCUGGUACCUUGUUAAGUAUACCAUAAACCGGUCCAUUACA